Messenger RNA from Aspergillus novofumigatus IBT 16806, 824 nucleotides. RefSeq lists its product as uncharacterized. Lineage: Eukaryota; Fungi; Ascomycota; Eurotiomycetes; Eurotiales; Aspergillaceae. Bases 72 to 656 code for a protein of 194 amino acids. The transcript has a single exon. The record is from RefSeq and is a predicted model, not a curated record.
AUUUUAUCUUCAAGACACCUACUGCAGACAUUAUCACUUCAGAUAUAACAUCGAGUUCUUAAGGUUAUAACAUGCAUCUGUCGACCCCUCUUCGUCGCCAGUGCGGCAUCCGUCCUUCCAUGUCUUACACUACCAACCACAUCCACCAAAUAAAAACUCCCUACAGUCCGCGGAGGAUGCUUUACCUGGGGAGUUAUACCUGCUCACAACCUAUACAGGAAAGCAGACACCCCUCGGACCAACUACACCCGAAUAACGCCUUCGUCGUCCCCGGCUCUUGUCCCCAAGAUGAACCCCGUCUAUCCCAAUCCCCGCCAGGUCUACCAUUGCUAGCGUUCAGCAAGAAGGGGACGACCGCGCAGCCGGGAUCGAUGAUUUAUUUUGUGUUUUCGAAUCCAGACAACCAGCCGCGGUUCGAGGACGAAAACAAGCACUAUGCGGUGUUUUAUCAUGGGCUGAAUACCGUCAGCGUACCGUUUGAUCGGAAGACGAAUAGCUCGACGAUUCCGGAAAGGGUUGAUCCCGAAUCUAGUAUUAUCAUGGUUACUAUUGCGGAUCGGCAGGAUGCGCCCACAGAGGAGAGUGCCGUUGCCGGACCGUUGAUUAUUCUGGAGCAGCCGAGAAGUUUGACGUUGGAGGAGCCGACUGCUGUGUAGGCGCUGGGAAUUUGGUGUAACUGGCUGAGAUUUUACCUAAUGCAACCAAAGUAUGGAUCGGUGGAUUGGUAUGGAUGUGCGGAUUGUUUCAAGCUGUCUAUAUUGAACUAGAGUGAGGUUGUAGACGAUAAAUUACCCACACAAUAUCAAACUCUAUGAAUAUCUGGG